AUGGAUCCUCUGAUGAAUUAUGCAACAAAGAAAGAAAUAACUAAAAGCAUACUUAAUUAUCGGGUGAAAGAAAGGAUGUAUAUCUUUGUUCACACUUUCUGCAUCAUCCUUGUUCAUCUGGUGCAUCAGUACCAUAAACCAUUAGCUCCGGUUCCUUUCAUCUUUAAGGUGGCGGACGUUGCUAUUUAUCCAGCAGCAAUCAAUGAGUGGCGUCAGCAGUGGUACUGUAAUGACGAUUGCACCAUUAAGGAUGACAGCUUAGAAAGAAGAGGGCAAUGGUGAUCCCUCCCAGAGCCAGUAUAGCACAGAAGAGUGCAAGCAGCACAGGGUCAGCUGCAUCUCUCUAUUGCUCAUCUAGAAACAAUGGAAGCCAGAAAGGAGAUGGUCAUGUUCCUGGAGGGAGGUCAACUUGGCACUCUAGUUGGCAAGAGAAUGUCUAAUUUGUCGGGCACAGUAGGAAGCCCCAUUCACGAGCCGCAGGAGAAAAUGCUUCCUAGAAGUUGCCUGAGCCCUAGAUCUGGCCCCUUGGAAUCCAGGGAGAGAGCUGAGGAGGAAGUGGAAGUUGUAUCAGGGACAAGAGCGGACAGCAGAUCGCCAGCGCUGCGCUUCUCGUCGCCUCAUGCGGACUCCCUAUCUGGUAAAGGGCAUCACAGCAGUUCCGACACCGAAUCGGAUUUCUAUGAGGAGAUCGAAGUCAGCUGCACCCCGGACUGCACUACGGCCAGCAGUGACUACCAGCACAGCAAAGGCCAGUGCUCGGAGAGCAUGGGGGGCAGCCCUGUCCAGAAUGGCAGCGAUUCAUCCAAAGGAAGCGGAGGAUCUCAGAGUUCUCUGUCCUGUGUUGGGGACCAGAUGCGCAGAUACAGGACAGCCUUCACCAGGGAGCAGAUAGCACGCCUAGAGAAGGAGUUCUACCGGGAGAACUACGUGUCCAGGCCCAGAAGAUGUGAGCUGGCUGCAGCCUUGAACCUGCCAGAGACCACCAUCAAGGUGUGGUUUCAGAACAGGAGGAUGAAGGACAAGCGACAGCGAUUGGCAAUGACCUGGCCUCACCCAGCAGACCCUGCAUUCUACACCUAUAUGAUGAGCCACGCAGCUGCCACUGGCAAUCUACCUUACCCCUUCCCAUCUCACCUACCUCUUCCUUACUACUCUCACAUGGGCCUUGGCACUACUCCAGCCUCAGCUGCCACCCCCUUCAGCUCACCAUUGAGACCACUGGAUACAUUCAGAGUCCUCUCUCACCCUUAUCCUAGACCAGAACUCCUCUGUGCAUUCCGACACCCAUCCAUCUAUGCUACACCUGCUCAUGGACUUGGUGCUGGGGGUAACCCUUGCUCCUGCUUGGCAUGCCAUACCAGUUCUUCCAAUGGGCUAGCACAAAGGCCUGCAGGCUCUGACUUUACCUGCUCCUCCUCUACAAGAUCAGACUCCUUCCUGACUUUUACCCCUUCAGUCCUGAGCAAAUCAUCUGUCCCUCUUGACCAGAGAGAGGAGGUACCACUGACCAGAUAA
Molecule: messenger RNA, 1515 nt
Organism: Nanorana parkeri
Lineage: Eukaryota; Metazoa; Chordata; Amphibia; Anura; Dicroglossidae
Gene: EVX1
Product: even-skipped homeobox 1
Biological process (GO): regulation of transcription by RNA polymerase II
Cellular component (GO): nucleus
Molecular function (GO): RNA polymerase II cis-regulatory region sequence-specific DNA binding; DNA-binding transcription factor activity, RNA polymerase II-specific
Source: RefSeq, a predicted model, not a curated record